Miscanthus lutarioriparius is the source of this 351-nucleotide messenger RNA. Lineage: Eukaryota; Viridiplantae; Streptophyta; Magnoliopsida; Poales; Poaceae. The record is from the annotation of a GenBank genome assembly.
AUGGCAACCAUACUUGAAUCUUUUGUCGGAUCAUGCGCGAAGAAGUUGCAAGAUAUUGUUACAGAGGAGGCCAUACUAAUUUUAGGUGUUAAAGAAGAGCUCAUAGAGCUAAAGAGAAGAAUGGAGCAACUAUGGUACUUUCUUAAUGAUGCAGAGAAAAGGAGCAUAAAAGAAUCUGCUGUUAACAAUUGGCUUGGUCAGCUAAGAGAUGCUAUGUAUGAUGCUGAUGAUAUCAUUGACUUGGCCAAAUCCAAAGGAAGCAAGCUAUUGCCAGACCAUUCUUCAUUAGUAUCAAGCAGUUCAAAUACAUGCAGUGGCCUUUCUCUUUCCUCUUGCUUUUUUAAUAUCUAG